Nakaseomyces glabratus is the source of this 1560-nucleotide messenger RNA. RefSeq names its product Ca(2+)-binding ATP:ADP antiporter SAL1 (gene SAL1). The record is from RefSeq and is a predicted model, not a curated record. Lineage: Eukaryota; Fungi; Ascomycota; Saccharomycetes; Saccharomycetales; Saccharomycetaceae. Gene Ontology annotation, molecular function: ATP transmembrane transporter activity; calcium ion binding. Gene Ontology annotation, biological process: ATP transport; transmembrane transport; ADP transport.
AUGGCAGGUAGUAAUGCUGAUGAUUCGAGAUAUGAACGGCUGUUUAAGGACUUAGAUGUCGAUGGUAAUGGUCGGAUAGAUUUACGGGCUUUGAAACGGGCUUUCAAAGAGAAAGACCACCCUUUGAGUAAAAGUGAUGAUGCCUUACAUCUUCUCUUCAAUGCCAUGGACUCAAAUCAUGACUCCGUUAUAGACAUCGAAGAUUUCAAAAAGUAUGCUAGGAAAGCUGAAGAACAGAUAGAACUCGGGUUUCAACGAAUAGAUGCAGACAACGAUGGGAAAAUUAAAACUAGUGAGCUAACUGAGUAUCUACACUCAUUGUCAACUUCAGCUGACAAUGGUGUACGACCAGAGGAUAAGCAAGUUAUGAAGCCAAGAUUUAAUAGUUUCAUAAAAUGGGCUUUCUUGAGAAGAAAAGCAAAGUCUAGCUCUGACCCUGAAUAUAUAACCUACGACCAAUGGAGAGAUUUUCUGCUAAUGAUGCCUCGAGAACAAGGCUCGAGACUACAUACUGCUUACUCGUAUUUUUAUUUAUUCAAUGAGGAUGUGGAUCUGUCUUCUGAAGGUGAUAUGACUUUGAUUAACGACUUUAUAAAAGGGUUUGGUUUCUUCAUCGCAGGUGGUAUUUCUGGUGUUAUUUCUCGUACUUGUACUGCACCGUUUGAUAGAUUGAAGGUGUUUUUAAUUGCUAGAACAGAUUUAUCAUCUACUUUGUUAAACUCCACAGAGGACGUGCUGGCUAAAAAUCCACAUGCCAAACCAAACAAACUUAGAUCUCCAUUAGUUAAAGCCAUAAUAAGUCUUUAUAGACAAGGUGGUAUAAAGUCUUUCUAUGUGGGGAAUGGUUUAAACGCUUUGAAAGUGUUUCCUGAAAGUUCAAUUAAAUUCGGGUCAUUUGAAAUUACAAAGAAAUUAAUGACAAAAGUAGAAAAUUGUAAAGACACUAAAGAUCUGUCCAAAUUAUCAACUUUCAUUGCAGGUGGGUUAGCGGGUGUUUGUGCACAAUUUUCUGUUUACCCAAUUGAUACACUGAAAUUUAGAAUGCAAUGUGCCCCAUUGAAUGCAGAAUUGAAAGGUAGAAAACUAAUGAUUCAAACAGCGAAAGAAAUGUACACCGAAGGUGGUCUAAAGUUAUUCUACAGAGGUGUUACUGUUGGUGUACUUGGUAUCUUUCCGUAUGCAGCAUUAGAUCUUGGAACUUUCAGUAUGUUGAAAAAAUGGUACAUUUCAUCAAAGGCAAAAAAAUUAAAUAAGAAAGAAGAAGAUGUGGAACUCAGCAACUUAGUCGUUCUACCAAUGGGUGCCUUUAGUGGUACCUUUGGUGCCACUGUAGUCUAUCCAAUCAAUUUACUGAGAACAAGACUGCAAGCACAAGGUACCUUUGCUCAUCCUUAUAGAUAUGACGGCUUCAGGGACGUCCUGCUAAAAACUAUCCAAAGAGAAGGUUACCCAGGUCUCUUUAAAGGUUUGGUACCAACUUUAGCUAAAGUGUGUCCUGCUGUCUCUAUCAGCUAUUUAUGUUAUGAAAACUUGAAAAAGUUAAUGAAAUUGCAGUCUUAA